AACCAAAUCUGGGGCAGAAGGAAAGGUGACCUGCAACACAGGCUUGGCAGUGUGUGAGGAUUAGAUCAGAGCGCUGUGACCCUCGGACCCAGGGAGGGAGGGAGGGAGACAGAGGGAGAGAGAGAGAGAGACAGACAGAGGAGGGAGGGAUGUGGCGGCGGGUAACUGACACCAGCAUCAGUGUCGCGGUUACUGUCAGCAGACGCGCCGCGCACUCGCUGCUCGGCGACAGGAGAGCCGGCCCGGCUGCCAGACCCGCCGGCAUGUCCUCCACACCCGGCCCCUCGCUGGACGUGGCCGCCAUGAGGACGAGCUACAAAUGUGACCAGGACGCUUUCGAAGAAAAUCAUCUGGUUUCAUUGGACCCCAUGAAGCAGUUUGGUGACUGGUUUGAAGAUGCCACCAAGUGCCCGUCUAUCCUAGAAGCCAAUGCCAUGUGCCUUGCAACCUGUACCAGGGAUGGAAGACCCUCUGCUCGAAUGCUGCUUCUCAAAGGGUUUGGAGCCGAUGGGUUCAGAUUCUUCACCAACCACGAGAGCCGGAAGGGCCGUGAACUGGAGACCAAUCCAUUUGCAGCAAUUGUGUUUUAUUGGGAGCCCUUGAAUAGGCAAGUACGCAUCGAAGGGCGGGUGGCAAAGUUGCCGAGGAAGGAUUCUGAGGAGUAUUUCCAUUCCAGGCCCAGGAGCAGCCAGAUUGGGGCACUGGUCAGUCACCAGAGCUCGGUGAUCCCAAACAGAGAGUUUCUGAGGAAGAAGAAUGCAGAGAUGGAGGAAGUCUACAAAGGUCAGGAUGUGCCGAUACCUGAUUACUGAGAUGCUGCCUGACGUGGUGAGUUACAUACAAACAUAGACCUUCAAGAAGGAACUGCAGAUGCUGGAAAAUCGAAGGUAGACAAAAGUGCUGGAUUUUCGGAGGGAGGAGGAGAACUUCUUCAAAGUAGGCAUACCUUGAGGACAUAUCGCAGUGGAGUAGACAAAAUGUUCAAGAAGGAACUGCCCCCCACCCUACAUCAGUCUGAAGAAGGGUUUUGGCCCGAAACGUUGCCUUUUUCCUUCGCUCCAUAGAUGCUGCCUCACCCGCUGAGUUUCUCCAACACUUUUGUCUACCAUAGAAACAUAGACAAUGGAGCAGGCCAUUCGGCCCUUCGAGCCAGCACAGCCAUUCAAUCUGAUCAUGGCUAAUCAUCCAAAAUCAGUAGCCUAUCCUGCUUUCUCCCCAUAUCCUUUGAUUCCAUUAGUCCUAAGAGCUAAAUCUAACUCUCUCUCUGGAGGUUUCUCCAGCAUUUUGUGUACUUUUGUCUUCUAACUCUAUAUUGAAGGGGUCCAAGGAGAUGGGGAAAUAUAUCAUGAACUUUAUUUUGGACUCAAGGUUCAGACAUGGGACAACAUUACAUAAAAAUACAUUGCAUAUAAAAAUACCUUAAAAUACAUAUGAAAUCUUAGUAUAAAACUUAUAAAAGCAUCAUAAAUUAUAUAUAAAAAACACAAUGCAUGAUUUAAAAUCCAGGAUAAAAAAUAAAGAUCAGUGUUCUACAACGAGACACCGAUACCAGUGUCUCCACAGCUGAGAUUCGUAGCGUGUUGUACUAAACCUUAUGUUUGACAAGGCCACAAUAGUUACAUUUUCAGAGUCAUUUAUCCCGCAUAUGAUUUCUUAGGAUAGCUUCUAAAGUACUGACUCCUGCAGUCACAAACAUGUUACCAGCACUACACCAUCUAGGUUUCCUUAGCAAUGUUCUCAUGGCAUCAUUACAGGUCACCUUUAGUCUCCGCAAUAUCGUCUUUCCAUAGUUCGACCACAGGGCGCAGUAUAGAGUGGUGUGCAAUAUGCUCUAAACAGCGACAUCUUCACCACAUCUGUACACGCACAAAAAUGACCCCACACCCCCUCCAAAAACACAACAAGCCAUGAAACACAUAAACACACCGUAGAGAAACGUGAGGAAAGGUCAUUAACCUGAGAGGUGAACGGUUUCCCACUGUCCAGAGGCUGCCUGACCAGCUGAGUAUUCCCACCAUUAUGGGUUCCCAAACAUCCACUGUACACUGCUCUCAUUCUGCUGGUUGAGGUUUAAAUGUCAAUGUUCGUAAUGAAUGGGUAAGGUUGUCAUUUUCUGCUUGCAUUUGCAAUCUUUCAGAAACGUAGUCUUUUACGUCUAGUCAAAGGUGUUGUGCAGUUACUGUGAUACCUGUGAUUAUUGUGGUAAAUAAACUGUGGUCUCAU
Molecule: messenger RNA, 2223 nt
Organism: Leucoraja erinaceus (little skate)
Lineage: Eukaryota; Metazoa; Chordata; Chondrichthyes; Rajiformes; Rajidae
Gene: pnpo
Product: pyridoxamine 5'-phosphate oxidase
Exons: 7
Coding region: 150-812 (220 amino acids)
Biological process (GO): pyridoxine biosynthetic process; pyridoxal 5'-phosphate biosynthetic process
Molecular function (GO): FMN binding; pyridoxamine phosphate oxidase activity
Source: RefSeq, a predicted model, not a curated record